Lepus europaeus (European hare) is the source of this 1255-nucleotide messenger RNA. It is a transcript of the gene SMLR1, whose product is annotated as small leucine rich protein 1. Lineage: Eukaryota; Metazoa; Chordata; Mammalia; Lagomorpha; Leporidae. Bases 89 to 337 code for a protein of 82 amino acids. The transcript is spliced from 2 exons. The record is from RefSeq and is a predicted model, not a curated record.
UGUGCUGAGCAAAGGCCAGAGCCCCAGAAGAAAACAGGGCUGACUGAGCAAAGCCACCUUCGUCCCUGGGGGGUGUGCACUGCUGGCAAUGAGCUCUGUGCUCUCAGCCUUCGUGAGAGAGCUCCCUGGCUGGUUCCUGCUCUCUGGGGUCUUCCUGCCUGUGGCUUUGCUGCUGGUCCUCCUCAUCGCCUACUUCAGGAUCAAACUGAUUGAGGUUAAUGAAGAACUGUCCCAGGCUCCUUAUCGUUCCCGCCAACAAAGUCUUAAAGAUAGUUCCUCGUUGCACCGGAGAAUGAAACGGCGUGACUAUCGGGGAAUGACCAAGGCCAAAGCAUGAUGAAUUUCCACUACCUGGACAGCAACAGACAGCAGGUUAGCUAACAAUGUAGGCCGAUACAGAAUCCUAGGACACUUGCUGUGAACCACGUUGAAAAGGGGCAACUAUCAUCUAACAGAACUUCAGUGAAACUCAGUUCUGAAAGUAUGAAGAAUGUAAGAUUUUCUUGAAUAUACUCAAUGAACUGGACACAUAACUUUUCUUUCUUUCAUUGUCAUUGUCUACUCAUCAGGGCACACUUUAAAAAUGCAAUUCUUAAAAAUUUCUUAAAUAAUAUGCUGGAAACCCACAUUAUUCUGAUUUGAAAGGUGAAGAAAUUUUGGUAGAGAGAAAAUGAACAGUGAAAGUGGAGUGCCUUGCAGAGAGCUUUGAAAAUUUCCUUUGCAAAAGUUUCCACUUGCUCCUCUGCCAGUGCAGCAACUCCUUAAGUGACACGGUUUCUGUCUGAAUUUCUGGGCCUGAGUUCACAUUCCUCCUUUUCCCAACUGCUUACACAAAUCAUUAUUGUGAUAAUACACCACAAUACAAGUAGGCUUCCUAUCCUAGCUAUGGAUCACAUGUCCAUCAUGAUGGGACUUAAAAAUACUGACAAUUUCGUGCUGGGUACAGAAAAGGAGAAGAGAAUCUUCACAAAAUUCAUAAGGAGAGUAAUUUAAACUUUUGCCUCUAAAAAUCAAAAUACCAGGGAGCCAUUUCUAUAUAUGGAAAGAAGUCUACAUUUCACUAGCAAAAUAAUCCUUUUCGUGGGAGCCCUAGAAGACAACAGAGACAACUGAAAAGAAACAUUUAAUUCAAGGUGGUAGCUAAAACAGACUGUGUUAUUAUUGUGUGCUCCACAUUUUCCCAGCAAGUUCAAAACAUCCCAUGUCUGGUUAAAUUCCAAUUUUUGGCCAUGAAUAUAAUAAGCUAUUAGAGUGA